Messenger RNA from Microplitis demolitor, 4145 nucleotides. Its product is annotated as adenylate cyclase type 6. Gene Ontology annotation, cellular component: plasma membrane. The coding region runs from base 343 to 4077 and encodes 1244 amino acids. Gene Ontology annotation, biological process: cAMP biosynthetic process; intracellular signal transduction; adenylate cyclase-activating G protein-coupled receptor signaling pathway. Gene Ontology annotation, molecular function: adenylate cyclase activity. The record is from RefSeq and is a predicted model, not a curated record. The transcript is spliced from 20 exons. Lineage: Eukaryota; Metazoa; Arthropoda; Insecta; Hymenoptera; Braconidae.
UAAAUGUAGGGAGUGAAUUUUAAAAUAAAAUUUAAAAAAAAUAAUAAAAAUAUUAAAAUAAUAGUUUAGACAAUGUACCGACGGAAAUGGACAGAAAAUACUUUAAAAAUAAUUGCAGAGAGCUCCGUCCUUGACGUGAGCAUUACGAUGCCACGACGCGGUAUGUUUGAAGUUAUCGAAUAUACGAAAGAGAUGCGAGACAAGUAAUAAUGGAGUAACAAAACGUAGCACUCAGGUUGCCAGAUAGUUUGGCUUCCGGGAGGCGAAAAAGUAACCAAGAAUAAAAAUAGAACUUUAAAAAAAGUAGUAGAAAUAAAAAAUCAGAAAGAAAAAGAAAAAAAAAUGGAAAAGUUUGGAGAUUUGCCGAAUCGCGAGUGGACCCAACGGCUGAGUCUUCGUGGGAGUAGACGAAGUCAUCAGGGUGAGCUUGGCACCACGACAAUGACUGGGUCCCGGAGCACAAGAAGAUGGGCUAGUUUACGGCAACACGUGACUAGUGGCGAUGGUAUUAAGCCAUCGGUUGAAUUGUUGUUGAAUCGUGAACAAAAAUCUCAAGCACAAACACCCAGUUCACAGCCCCAUUCGCCAAAUACACCUAGGACACCCCAUACACCGUUCAAGAAAUCAAACUGGGAGGUCAUUGAACACUUUACUGGCGCGCAAAGACCUUCUAUUGUCACGAUGGGAAUGGGAUCAGAAAUAGGCGUUAGUUUAGCCACAGGAGGAUUAAAAGAACCGAUUUCGAUGACUGGUUUUAGUUCUCAUUCAACUGGAAAUGAAAGAAAGUGUGCACUCAGUCGUUUUUUACGUGCACUUUGUAGAUCUCAUCGAUUCAAAAAUCUUCAGGUGGAGAUGCUGUACCAACGUUAUUUUCUACGUAUGAAUCAAAGUAAUAUGACUCAUGUGCUAGGACUUCUGACUGGAUUAUCAAUAGCACUGGGGUUGCUAGUUCUCAGAUUGAUAUUUACCAGCGAUCAGCCUUUUUUUACUCUCAUUCAACGGCCUGAAAAUUUAUCCCUGACACUUGCCGUACUUACUUGUAUCACUAUUUAUGCCGGCUUAGUGGCAGCAAUUUCAAGACCAGGAAUGAAUGAAGUCUGGUUAGCUGGAGUAAGUGGAGCAGUACUAGUAACAUUACUAGGACUACAAAUUACACUAAAUAUUCAUCUGGCAUAUUUACCAAAUUGGGACGAUAAAAUAGCCACGAUGAAUCCCGAGGAUAUGGUCAUGAGAGACAUGUUAAGUUCUGAUUCAACAGCCAGCACAAUGUCAAUGACGAGAAUCGACCAUUUACGUACAGGUGGACCACUCGCGGCAGCUUGGUCUGUUUGUUUUUUUAUCUACAUGGCCUACGCUCUUUUGCCAAUUCGACUACGUCAUGCCUGCAUUGCUGGUGUUAUUUUCUCCGUCACCCAUCUCAUUGGUGCUUUUGUACUCUAUUCCCAAGAUUAUCCCGCAAUGCUAGCGCACUUACUAAGUUCAAUUGUCGUUGUGGGAGGCACGAAUGUCGCUGGAGCAUUAACACAUCACCCUAGAGAAAUAGCACAGAGACAAGCUUUCUUAGAAACACGGCAGUGUGUAGAAGCGCGACUGACUACUCAAAGAGAAAAUCAGCAACAGGAAAGACUACUGUUAAGUGUUUUGCCACGACAUGUCGCUGUUGAAAUGAAAGCUGAUAUUGCUGGUAAACCGAAGGACAGUAUGUUUCAUAAAAUUUACAUUCAAAGACACGAAAAUGUCAGUAUUCUCUUUGCUGACAUUUGUGGAUUUACUUCAUUAUCUGACCAAUGCACAGCCGAGGAACUUGUGCGACUACUCAAUGAACUUUUUGCCAGAUUUGAUCGACUUGCAGCAGAGCAUUACUGUCUAAGGAUUAAACUCCUGGGGGAUUGUUAUUACUGCGUAUCUGGAUUACCUGAACCGAGACCGGAUCAUGCCCAUUGCUGUGUGGAAAUGGGAUUGGAUAUGAUCGAUGCUAUUGCGCUCGUAAGAGAGGUCAUGGCGGUGAAUGUCAACAUGAGGGUUGGUAUUCAUACAGGAAGAGUCCACUGUGGUGUACUGGGGCUUAGAAAGUGGCAAUUCGAUGUCUGGAGUAAUGAUGUAACUCUUGCUAACUAUAUGGAAAGUGGUGGAAUACCUGGACGAGUACAUAUUACUAAAGAAACAUUAGAUUGCUUGGGUGGUGACUAUGAAGUAGAAGAGGGAAAUGGCGGGGAGAGAAAUUCAUAUUUAAAAGAGCACAAUAUCAAGACAUAUUUAAUUGUCCCUGGAGAUACGUUUAAAGAUAAUUUGACGAGCUCGCGAUUAAGAAAAGGCUACUCCGUCAAUGGAAAUGUAUCCAAGGAAAUGCGAAUGAUGGGCCAUGGUUCACAGCAUGGAAAACAUAACAAAUUGGGGUUCGGCUACGAGACAAUUGAGUCGGAGAAAGAUCCUGAGGAUGAAGUGAAUGAGUAUCUCAUGAGGGCUAUUGAUGCUAGAAGCAUCGACAGACUUAGGUCCGAGCACUGUACUCCUUUUAUUUUGACCUUUCGGAGACCGGACAUUGAAGAAAAGUAUUCUAGAGAACGAGAUCGAAUGUUAUCAGCGUAUUUCGUGUGCUCGGGAUUCGUUUACGUGAUUGUUGUGGUCGCAAUUGCUAUCAGUUUGUCUGGGAGUGUUUAUUUUUACGUGUGCACUGGAAUCAGCUCAUUUAUCAUACUUUUGAUAAAUAGUAUUCUUCUAGCUGAGAAAAAUGAGAAAAUACCAGAGUGGAUACGAAAUAUAUCGAUAGCCAUUUUUGAAAAUCGUAUGAUAGCUCAAAGUAUCGCAACAAUCGUAGUCUUCCUAACAUUUUUAACAAUUUUAUCACCAUUGGUCACAUUGGACAACAGUAAUGUCUGUAGUAAUAACACUUGGACAAGAAAAUCUCAUGACAAUUCAACAGUAAUGGUUCAAAUCCCUUCAGCAACAGGACCGUGUUAUUAUACACUUUUUUCUGACCUAUUUCCCGUGUUAGUGAUGCUAGUGAUGGUAACAUGUGCAGUGUAUCAAAUACUGACAUCAGUUUUCAAAGUAGCAGUGCUGAGCAUAAUCGUGGUCUGCUAUUUGGCUGUAAGCAUUUAUCAGUCCUCAAACGAAGAGGACAUUGAUCAGUCAGGCAGGUGGUUAGCUGGAGUACUGGUGAUCUUCUUCAUGGCCUUCUUGGUGGCACACUCCCAGCACACUGAGGCAACGUAUCGUCUUGACUUUCUGUGGAAGCUUCAGGCGACUGAAGAGAAAGAGGAAAUGGAGCAUUUGAAGGCUUACAACCAAAAGCUUCUUGCAAACAUCCUGCCAGAGCAUGUCGCCGCAUACUUCUUGAGAACUGUAAACUCUGCUGAUGAACUAUAUCAUGAGCAGUGCGACUUUGUGUGUAUUAUGUUUGCGUCAAUACCAAACUUCUCCGAGUUCUAUGUUGAGUUGGAGGCUAAUAAUGAAGGUGUGGAAUGUCUGAGACUUUUGAAUGAAAUAAUUGCUGAUUUUGAUGAAAUACUUGCUGAAGAUAAGUUUAAGUAUAUUGAAAAAAUUAAGAGUACAGGAGCUACUUAUAUGGCAGCUUCAGGUCUAACAAAAAGUACCUGUGAUAUGAAAGACUACAAGCACAUAACAGCGAUGGCAGAUUAUGCCUUGAGAAUACGCGAACAAUUGGCCUACGUAAAUGAACACAGCUUCAACAACUUCAAGAUGAGAGUGGGUAUAAACAUCGGACCAGUCGUGGCAGGAGUGAUAGGUGCACGUAAACCACAAUACGAUAUCUGGGGAAAUGCCGUUAAUGUUGCCUCGAGAAUGGACUCGACAGGCGUCCUGGAUAGCAUUCAAGUGACGAAGGAAGUACGCGAUAUUCUCAGUGCCAAAGGAUACCCACUUACUUGCCGUGGCCCUAUUCAGGUCAAGGGCAAAGGAAGUAUGAUAACUUACUUUUUAGACGGGCGCAACGAUCCUAAUAAAGCUAUGGCUACUAUACCUGAAAACGAUUGUCACUUUAAUUACAACAAUAUCAAUAGUAUCGAUAAAAAAAUUUCAGAUCCUUCAGAUAUUAUCAAUAGUCAGGCUCUUUGAAAUAUCGAUAGUUAAUUUUUUUUACUGUCUAUCUGUUUAAGUGAGAGUAUUUGUAGCGCGCAAUUGAC